CACCGUUCGUGCGCUAAUAUCAAGUACUCUUCAAGUGCCCUCUUUGAAGAGUUUCAAUGUCUUCUUUGAAGGAUUCUCCCUCAGAUAUUCGGGCACGGAUAGACGAAGUAAGGCGGUUUCUGUCAAUAGCGCUGAGCAUCGCUAACGCUCAUACGGUGGAGUUCUACACUCACGAUGUGUGGGGCAGGCUAAUAGCUGUCACACCAGAAGAGGUCUUAUCAGCCAUCAGUUUUCAGGACGGCCACCAGAGGGCGCCCGAACGCAACACAGAUGAGACGCCUAAAACCACAUUUGGGUUUUGCGAGAGAACCCAUCGCCUGGUUGAUAUUCAUACAUUACUGGAGGCUGCCAAAGCGCUCUCUAUCCCUGGCCUUGGAGUCUGUCUGUCCAGGAAGCAGCUGAUGCAGUCUCUCAGAAAAGACUCCCAAGUCUCCACACAUGCAGAGCAAGCAGAUGCAGAGAAGGAGCCGAGCGAGUUCAUGAACUCCAAGAAGUCCCACGAGGUGCAGUCCAUGUCGGAGGUGGUGUCCUGCCUCGCCCAGGGGUGCAGAGUCAAUCAGGUGAUCGACGUGGGCUCAGGUAAGGGCUACCUGUGCUCCUUCCUGUCGCUGCGCUACGGCCUGCAGGUGUACGGCAUCGACUCCUCCAGCUCCAACACCCACGGGGCCCACGAGAGGAACCGCAAGCUGAAGAGGUUCUCCAGGGCCUACCAGACCCACCUGAGGAGCCCUCCUCAGCCGGAGCUCCCAGGGUCAGCGGACGUGGCGGCGGCGGCGACGGCGGCGGCGGCGGCGGCGGCGGCGGACGAUAAACCCGUGAGCGACAGGGGCCAAUCGGAGGACGUUAUCGGUACGGCCGCCCAGAGAGGAAGGUCGGCGGUGGAUGGAUGUGCGCCCGAUGGAUGUGCGCCCGAUGCAGUCAGAGAGGGAAACGCAGCGUGUCGGAGGGAGGAGGAAGAGGAAGACACAGCCCGUCUCAGGACGGAGGAGGGGGAUGAAGAGGGUAAAGAGGACGCGGCGGCUUCCCCUUCAGAGUCGGGCGCCUCAUCCAUAGACGUGGGUUCGAUUCCCGACGGCGAUCCCGACGCCGUGGAGGACCCGGAGCCGGAGGACCCCUUCCUGGGCGCGCUGCCCCUGGAGGCCACCGAGGCGGUCUCCGGCGGCGGGCCCCCCAGAGCGGCCCCCCCCGGGCUCAGCGCCGCGGAGCGCGAGAGGAGGAAGCGGGAGAACCUGGCGAGGAAGGCGGGCCGUGGCGCCGGGGGCGGGGCCGGGGGCGGGGCCGGGGGCGGGGCCGAGGGCGGGGCGCUCUACUCGCCGCUGACCUCCUACGUCACCGCGGAGACGGAGCUCAGGGACCUCAUCGACGGGUUGCAGGAUGCGGUGCUGGUGGGUCUGCACACGUGCGGCGACCUGGCCCCCAGCACCCUGAGGAUGUUUGCGGCCAAGCGGGAGCUGGCGUCCGUGUGCAGCGUGGGCUGCUGCUACCACAUGCUGACGGAGGAGUUCGGCCCCCCAGCGCCCCCACCAGGUGAUCUGACGGCACUGCAGGCCGCGCCCCCACCAGGUGAUCUGACGGCACUGCAGGCCGCGCCCCCACCAGGUGAUCUGACGGCACUGCAGGCCGCGCCCCCACCAGAUGGCGGUGUGUUUGGCUUCCCAAUGAGCGCUUACCUCCGGGAGCAGUCGUGGUUCUGUGGCCGGAACGCCCGGAUGUCUGCCUGCCUGGCUUUGGAGAGAGUGACAGUUGGCAAAGGGAUUCAAAUGGAGUCUCUGUUCUUCCGGGCUGUACUGCAUGUGAUUCUGAGGGACCACUACGACUCGUUUAAGAGUGAGAGACGGGUGGGCAACGUCUACUCCAAGUCCAAGUCCUUCGUGGACUACGUCCGUAAAGCUCUGGGCCGGCUGGAACUGGACCAUUCCAAGCUUUCUGACAGCGUCAUCCAGGACUACCACGAGGCCUACGCUCCCCGGACGGCCGAGAUGAGGGCCUUCAACAUGCUCAAGGUGAUACUCGCCCCUUGUAUCGAAGGAGUGGUUCUGCUCGAUCGCCUCUGUUUCCUCAAAGAACAGGAGGAUAUUGCGUUCUCCGCCCUGGUGCAGCUCUUUGAUCCCCUGCUGUCGCCAAGAUGUUACGCCGUUGUUGGGGUGAAAACGGCUGGAAUAGUCGAUUAGUCACGAAGAUCCAAUUACACUUUCAUCCAGCCAUAUCGCUUUACUUUUUAUAUUGUCCCUUUUUUCAUUUUCUGUUCCUUUUUUUUAUUUAUUUUUUAAGCAAUGCAAAACACUCGUAAGUCUUACCAUUUCACAACUCAUGACGCAAUUUAGUAUUCAGAGCCUAAACGUCUUUCUCUGUUUGCAGCAGAGGGGAGCGUUUGGGUUUGAUAUGGAACCGAUCUUACAAAGGUUACACCAAGGCUCCCGCACUGUCCCGCGUGGGAGCAGAGUGUGUAACAGGAAUAUAUAAUAGUUUUAUCUCAUUAUGGGAGCGUUUGCCACUGUGUCGGUCUGAGAGGGGUUCUUAGAAGGAAAGGAAAAUCCUUUUAAUGGACGGAUAAGGGGCCCCAAGGGGUUUGAAAGGGGGGGCCCCUCUUACCCCGUUCCUUUUUUGUGUUCCACCGGUCUGGAAACACCAUUUCAAGGCUCCUCACACAAAAAGCACGCACAGAGAAGGAGUCUUUACGAUCUCCCUGGGUUUGGUCGUGUUGUGUUCCUGGACAUUAAACGACCGCUCCGACCUUUGACCCGCGGAGGAGCUCAAUGUACUCGACGCAGCGCUGAACGUACGGGGAAACACACACAAAGCAAGAGUAAACAUCGACACAAUUUGGUGUGGCUGGGACGGCUGUUCUGACCUGAAGUAACCGAAUCAUGAUACUGCUGGUAUUAUUGAGUUAAUACUGUCUUGUGUUUUUAGUGUGUGGCGAAAAAAGCUACCAGUUAGUUGUACAUCAAAUUAAUUUUACAUUGUUUUAGUGAAAGUGUUUCCGACUGUUGAAUUGAAAUAAAUUCAGCUUCAGAUUUGAA
This is a messenger RNA of Gadus morhua (Atlantic cod), 3023 nucleotides long. It is a transcript of the gene mettl25, whose product is annotated as methyltransferase like 25. Lineage: Eukaryota; Metazoa; Chordata; Actinopteri; Gadiformes; Gadidae. Bases 57 to 2171 code for a protein of 704 amino acids. The transcript is spliced from 12 exons. The record is from RefSeq and is a predicted model, not a curated record.